AUGGAGGAGCAAUUGGUCCUUGCGUCGACGCCUGCAGAAGGCGUACGCGUCCUCGCGUUAAACAGACCCUCCAAGCGAAACGCCCUCUCGCAGGAGCUCAUUACCGUGUUUCUGGAACUGCUGAACACGGCGUCCAGGGACGAUGGCGUGCGAGUCAUUGUCAUCACCGGCAGCUCUUCUUUCUUCUGCGCGGGAGCUGAUAUCGGGGAGAUCUCGCGGCUCGAUGCGGAAGACGCGCGGGGCUGUCGCUAUCUGGCGGACCUUUGCUCGGGGAUGCAGGCCGUGCGCAAGCCCUUGAUAGCGGCUGUUGAGGGAAUGGCGCUCGGAGGGGGCUUUGAGCUUGCCCUCAUGUGUGACCUGAUCUUUUCCGCGGACGGAGGCCGCUUCGGCCUUCCAGAAGUCAAGAUUGGUCUCAUCCCUGGCGCUGGCGGUACACAGCGUCUGACAAACGCUGUGGGAAAGUACAAGGCCAUGCAGAUGAUCCUCCUUGGCCAGCCCAUAUCAGCGGAAGAGGCCCGGUCCGUGGGUCUUGUCGCACAGCUGUAUGAGAGCGGCAAAGUCCUCGAGCACGUUGUGAAGGAUCAUGCAUCGACGCUUGCGGCCCUGAGCCCCACGGCGCUGGGCUUGGCUAAAGAGGCUAUCUGUAGAUCUGAUGAUUUGGGGGUCGAUCAUGAGUUUGAGAGGAGUUUGUAUUACUUUGCGUUUGGGACCGGGGAUAAGCGAGAGGGUGUCAAGGCGUUCUUGGAGAAGAGGAAGCCAGAGUGGGGGCCUAGGUAA
Messenger RNA from Fusarium mangiferae, 777 nucleotides. RefSeq names its product putative enoyl-CoA hydratase precursor, mitochondrial. Gene Ontology annotation, biological process: fatty acid beta-oxidation. Gene Ontology annotation, cellular component: mitochondrion. The record is from RefSeq and is a predicted model, not a curated record. NCBI's taxonomy places the organism in Eukaryota, Fungi, Ascomycota, Sordariomycetes, Hypocreales, Nectriaceae. The transcript has 6 exons. The coding region runs from base 1 to 777 and encodes 258 amino acids. Gene Ontology annotation, molecular function: enoyl-CoA hydratase activity.